Molecule: messenger RNA, 580 nt
Organism: Magallana angulata
Lineage: Eukaryota; Metazoa; Mollusca; Bivalvia; Ostreida; Ostreidae
Product: perlucin-like protein
Exons: 4
Coding region: 42-533 (163 amino acids)
Molecular function (GO): signaling receptor activity
Source: RefSeq, a predicted model, not a curated record
GUAUAUCUGAUGACAAAUCAUAAGGACAGUGGGCGAGCACCAUGCAUCUUGGAUACUACGUUUUCUGUUUGUGUUGUGUUGUAUGCUUUUCAGAUUGCUCAGACAACCAAAAUACAAAUAAAGCAUGUAAACCCCCAUUCCACAGAUUUGCAAACAGUUGUUAUUACAUCAGCAGAGACCAAGUAUGGGGAGAUGAGGCGUUUGCUCGUUGUAUCAACAUUGGAGGUUACCUCGCCAACUUUGAGACAUUGGAAGAGGCCAUGCUGAUGAAACAAAAGUUAAAGAAAAUGAAUUCGGGUCUCCACUUUUUUGUUGGAGGAAGAAAUAUCAACAAGAGAAAACCAGGAGGGGAUUGGAGAUGGAUAAAAAAGGGAACAAUGACAAAAAUGUCAUAUUUCGCAUUUGGCAAUAACGAACCCAAUGGGAGUGACAGGAGUGCUGAAGAUUGCAUGUGCUUUUAUGCAAGUGAAUACUACAGAUUUCAUGAUGUCUAUUGUGACAAUUACAAUGGUGGUUAUAUUUGCGAAAAAUAAAAUGAAAAAUCAGGACGAAGUUCGUAUCUGAUAAAGUUGUUAAAAUA